Molecule: messenger RNA, 315 nt
Organism: Ophidiomyces ophidiicola
Lineage: Eukaryota; Fungi; Ascomycota; Eurotiomycetes; Onygenales; Onygenaceae
Exons: 2
Coding region: 1-315 (104 amino acids)
Source: RefSeq, a predicted model, not a curated record
AUGGCACACAGCAUAGAUGUUUCUGAUAUUGAGAUCAGUGUUCAAUAUGAUAUGUUUGUUGAGCUGUCAGUCAACAUGCUAUGGCAGCAAUUGAAUCAGACUACUUGGGCCAGUGAUUGGUCUGGAACAUUUGUGUUGUUAGUCAAGAAGAAUUAUAAAGAUCUCUUGACUGUGGCUGUCAGUGUGGCUGUCAUUAUUGUCAGAUCAGUGAUGAUCAGUAUGAACAGUCUCUUUGUAGAAGAUGAUUCAGUUAAAGAUGCUCAAUUAUCAUCUGAGCUGAAAAUGAAGUCUGUCAGUGGCACUAAAAGUAGCUGA